CAGGCAAAAAACCGCUUACCACAGAUUGCACAAGCAGAGGAACCCUAUCAGCCCAUCGACUUCCACGCCUCCACUCGUCUCUUCCACGGCUUCCACUCUCUGCCUCUGCACCAACACACAAAGGCGCAGAAGCAAGAGGAAAGAAUCGCUUGUUUGAUCAAGAACAUCUGAGAACCCAAAAGUGCAGCCUUUUCACUUUGCUUCGAUUCGAUCAGCUGCAAGAACCGAUUAAACAAGCAAGGCAGGGAGAAAGGUGAGCAGCUCGGUGUUGGUUGCCUUCGGGGACCAAACGACGACGACACCGAGCGGUCUCCCCUUCCCCGACGGCACGGCCACCGAGGCGGCGCCAUCGCGAUGGUCGGCUCCCUGGCGCUGAGGCGUAACCUGCCGUCGCCCUUCUCCAAGUCACCGGCGUCCUUGCUUCUGCUUUCCAAGUCGCUCACCCUCUACUGUUGAGCUGAGCCCCGGCGGCUGUUGUCUCUUGGCUCAUGGGCGCCGUGGCCUCGUCGGCGGGAGGGAGACGUGGAGGUGAGGGGACGGUGCUGGGGGAUUUGCCGGAGAGCUGCGUCGCGGAGGUGCUGCUCAGGCUGGACCCGCCGGAGAUCUGCCGGAUGGCACGGCUCAGCCGCACGUUCCGCGGCGCCGCGUCCGGGGACGGCGUCUGGGGGUCCAAGCUGCCGAGGAACUACGCGCGCCUCCUCGCCGUCGCCGCGGCCGGCGGUGAAGAAGGGCUGCAGGCCGCCGCCGCUGCCGCACUGGAGGCGGAGGUGCUGCCCAAGAAGGAGGUGUACGCGCGGCUCUGCCGCCGGAAUCGCUUCAAUGGCGGCAAAAAGGAGUUCUGGCUGGACAAGGGUGGUGGAGGUGUCUGCAUGUCAAUCUCUGCAAGGGCACUUUCAAUAACAGGCAUUGAUGAUAGGAGAUAUUGGAACUUCAUUCCAAACGAUGAAUCAAGAUUUCGUACAGUUGCUUAUCUCUCACAAAUUUGGUGGUUCGAAGUCAGAGGGGAGGUUGAAUUCUGCUUCCCAGAAGGUACAUAUAGUCUGUUCUUCCGGGUUCAUCUAGGCAGACCAUUCAAGCGGCUUGGACGACGGGUUUAUAGCUCAGAGCACAUCCAUGGCUGGGAUGUAAAGCCAGUGUGCUUCCAAAUGUCGACUUCCGAUGGACAGCAUGCUCAGUCCAAGUGCUAUUUAACUGAUCCGGGUGUCUGGAUCAAUCACCAUGUUGGCGAUUUUGUCGUGAAGAAUUCAAAUGAACCGAUAAAUAUCCAGUUUGCGAUGGUUCAAAUAGAUUGCACACACACAAAAGGAGGUCUCUGCGUGGAUUCAGUGGUAAUAAAACCACAAUACCUUUCGCAGAAGAAAAAGCACCUCGCAGCUGUGUAGAUUUGUCAAACAAGCGACGUUGAUAUCAUUAUAGGCAUAUAGCUUUGUUUCUGUGGUUGCAUUUACAAAGAAAUUUCGAGACCUGUAAUGUAACUGAAGGGGAAGUGAUUUUUAGUUCCUCUUGACCCUCUAGGAACAUGUUGCGUCUCUGUAAAUUGUUCGUUCUGAACGUUCUAAUGUAUAUCUGGUGUCUUCUGCA
Phragmites australis (common reed) is the source of this 1581-nucleotide messenger RNA. Its product is annotated as F-box protein PP2-A13-like. The record is from RefSeq and is a predicted model, not a curated record. The transcript is spliced from 3 exons. Gene Ontology annotation, molecular function: protein binding. Bases 489 to 1382 code for a protein of 297 amino acids. Lineage: Eukaryota; Viridiplantae; Streptophyta; Magnoliopsida; Poales; Poaceae.